Molecule: messenger RNA, 947 nt
Organism: Phalaenopsis equestris
Lineage: Eukaryota; Viridiplantae; Streptophyta; Magnoliopsida; Asparagales; Orchidaceae
Exons: 3
Coding region: 294-788 (164 amino acids)
Source: RefSeq, a predicted model, not a curated record
UAACCCCUGAAUAACCCCUCAAUUUUCCGACUUCGACGGAGAUAAUCGGCUGCCCUGUUCGGGAGAACUAAAAUCUAAAUCGGAAGAAUACGCUGUGCGGGAAGUCGGUGUCGAACACGGGAAUCGAUCGUAAGCUGCGGGAGUGAAGCUCUUGAAGGCGGCGUGCUGGCGGUCGCGGCUGGAGUUGGCCACGGGUACGUAAUUUGUGCGAAGUGAGAGGAGUUCGCGCGGUUUGGUUUGCGUGCAGUCCUGUUCGGUUCUUACACCAUCAAUCUCUCUACCUGCUCGAAGAAAUGUCUCACCGACAGCGUCAGUCAGAAGGCUCAUGGUUCUCCAUGCGUAACUUUCCCAAAGCUAGAAGGUUUUUAAGGAAAUUUGGUUUUGAAAAAGAGGAUAUCUACUUUUGGAAGCAGAUGGGGAAAGCAAUGCUCUGUACUUAUACGAUAUUUGGACUUGCGUGGUUGUGGAAUGAGACAUCUCCACUUGGUUGGUGGACGUUCAGGCCAAGGCCAAAGGAAGAAAGAGAAAUGGCUCACUUGUAUGAGCGAAGAAGAUUCCCGUAUCCUGGCGACAAGGAGGCAGUCGAGGAGUUCAUUUUAAAAGGUGGUAUGCUUGGGACUACCAUUGGACCCAAAGGAAUUGAAGACUUGGACAAAGACAGUGAGAAUUUCCAGAAGAAACUGCAGUCUGAGAAGUUUGAUCAAGAGGCUAAGAAGCUCUGGUCUCGCAUGAAGAAUGAGGUCAUUCAGGAGCUUCAAGAGAAUGGGUUUGAAAUCAGAGAUAAAUGAAUGAUUGUAAAUAAAUGGCAGGUAUUGCUAUAGUUUCCGAACCAGGAAAAUACUACUGCUUUGUAAGUCCUUUGAAGCAUUAAUAAACUUAAAUUGUUGUUCUUUACUUGUUGUAAUAGACUGUUUGUAAGGAGUCGAACUCUACUGUACUUUUUAUAA